AUACUAUAUAAUCUGCUUUCAUCAUGGGAGAAAUAGAGCAGAAGCCAACUCCAGGAUCGCGACUGGGGGCCCCAGAGAAUUCAGGGAUCAGUACCUUGGAACAUGGACAGAAGCCGCCUCCGACACCUUCAGGAAAACUCAUGUCCAUCAAAAUCCAAAUGCUGGAUGACACCCAGGAGGCGUUUGAAGUUCCACAAAGAGCCCCAGGGAAAGUGUUGCUGGAUGCAGUUUGCAACCACCUCAACCUCGUGGAGGGCGACUAUUUUGGCCUCGAGUUUCCUGACCACAAGAAGAUCACGGUGUGGCUGGACCUCUUAAAACCUAUUGUCAAGCAGAUUAGAAGGCCAAAGCAUGUUGUUGUUAGGUUUGUGGUGAAAUUCUUUCCACCUGACCACACGCAACUCCAAGAAGAACUCACAAGGUACCUGUUUGCUCUGCAAGUGAAGCAGGACCUGGCUCAGGGCAGGCUGACGUGUAAUGACACCAGCGCUGCCCUCUUGAUCUCACACAUUGUACAAUCCGAGAUUGGGGAUUUUGAUGAAGCAUCGGACAGAGAACACUUAGCAAAAAAUAAGUACAUACCUCAGCAAGAUGCACUAGAAGACAAAAUUGUGGAAUUUCACCAUAACCACAUUGGACAAACACCCGCAGAAUCGGAUUUCCAGCUCCUGGAGAUCGCCCGGAAGCUGGAGAUGUACGGGAUCCGGUUGCACCCGGCGAAGGACAGGGAAGGUACCAAGAUCAACCUGGCUGUUGCGAACACAGGAAUUCUAGUGUUUCAGGGCUUCACGAAGAUCAAUGCCUUCAACUGGGCAAAGGUUCGCAAGCUGAGCUUCAAGAGGAAGCGCUUUCUCAUCAAGCUCCGCCCAGAUGCGAAUAGCUCGUACCAGGACACCUUGGAGUUCCUCAUGGCCAGCCGGGAUUUUUGCAAGUCCUUCUGGAAAAUCUGUGUGGAGCAUCAUGCGUUUUUUAGACUUUUUGAAGAGCCCAAACCAAAGCCAAAGCCUGUUCUGUUUAGUCGAGGGUCAUCAUUUCGGUUCAGCGGUCGGACUCAGAAGCAGGUUCUCGACUAUGUUAAAGAAGGAGGACAUAAGAAAGUGCAGUUUGAAAGGAAACACAGCAAGAUCCACUCCAUCCGAAGCCUUGCUAUGCAGCCCACGGAGCCGAAUUCGGAAGUGCCAAAACAAGCUCAGCAGAGGGCCAGCCUCACUCCUGGUGAAGGUGCUGAAUCCCCAGGAGGCCAGAGCUGCCAGCAAGCAAAGGAGCGGAAAGUUUCCACCGAGGAGUGCGGGCCGCGCCAGAGCCCCGCGCUGCAGAAGAGCCCAGCGGGUAACAAGCGGGCCGAUGGGGCCGUGAAGGUGGCGGCGGAGGAAGAGGAGGAGGUCGCCAAGGAUAGGACCCAGCAGAGUAAACCUCAGCCCCCGCAGCCAAGCACAGGCUCCCUGACUGGUAGCCCUCACCUUUCAGAGCUGUCCAUCAACUCGCAGGGAGGAGCUGUGCCCGCCAACGUGAUCUUGUCUCCCAACCUGAGCCCCGACACCAAGCAGGCCUCUCCCUUGGUCAGCCCGCUGCUGAACGACCAGCCGUGCCCACGGACCGACGACGAGGAGGAGGGCCGGAGAAAGAGAUUCCCAACUGACAAAGCGUACUUCAUCGCUAAGGAAGUGUCCACCACCGAGCGAACGUAUCUGAAGGAUCUUGAAGUCAUCACUUCGUGGUUUCAGAGCACAGUGAGCAAGGAGGACUCCAUGCCCGAAACACUGAAAAGUCUCAUAUUCCCCAACUUUGAACCUUUGCACAAAUUUCACACAAAUUUUCUCAAGGAAAUCGAGCAACGACUAGCCCUGUGGGAAGGCCGCUCAAACGCCCACAUCCGAGGAGAUUACCAAAGAAUUGGGGACGUCAUGCUGAAGAACGUUCAGGCCAUGAAGGUGAGCUGCUUUGGGGGCGGGGCAGCCCUCCGUAAGCCUUUCCACGAACACGCGGUGCCUGGUGUGACCAUCCGUGCCUACCACAAAGUGGGGAGGUUGAGAACCGCUGCCCUAGAAGGGCAGCAUCCAAGAUCGCUCAGCCACGGCGGGAUAUCAUUGCCCUGCAGAGUUGAGCUUCAAGACGUUGGAGGGGAAAACCCUCGUCUGCCGCUAAUACUGCGUGUCCGUGUUUCUUCAUUAGCGGCGCUGGCGGAGAUCACAGAGAUGGUGGCCCAGCUCCACGGUACGAUGAUCAAGAUGGAGAACUUCCAGAAGCUGCACGAACUCAAGAAAGACUUGAUUGGCGUCGACAAUCUUGUGAUUCCAGGACGGGAAUUCAUCCGCCUGGGAAGCCUCAGCAAGCUCUCCGGGAAGGGGCUGCAGCAGCGCAUGUUUUUCCUGUUCAACGACGUCUUGCUGUACACAAGCCGGGGACUGACGAUCUCGAAUCAGUUUAAAGUGCACGGGCAGCUCCCGCUCUACGGCAUGACCAUCGAGAAAAGUGAAGACGAGUGGGGCGUGCCCCACUGCCUCACCCUGCGGGGCCAGCGGCAGUCCAUCGUCGUGGCCGCCAGCUCCCGGUCCGAGAUGGAGAAGUGGGUUGAGGACAUACAGAUGGCCAUUGACUUGGCAGAGAAGAGCAGCGGCCCCACUCCCGAGUUCCUCGCCAGCAGCCCCCCUGACAACAAGUCCCCCGAUGAGGCCACAGUGGCCGACCAGGAGUCCGAGGACGACCUCAGCGCCUCCCGCACCUCGCUGGAGCGCCAGGCCCCCCACCGCGGCAACACCAUGGUGCACGUGUGCUGGCACCGCAACACCAGCGUCUCCAUGGUGGACUUCAGCGUGGCCGUGGAGAAUCAGCUGUCUGGGAACCUGCUGAGGAAAUUCAAAAACAGCAACGGGUGGCAGAAGCUGUGGGUGGUGUUCACAAACUUCUGUCUGUUCUUCUAUAAGUCACACCAGGACAAUCACCCCCUGGCCAGCCUGCCCCUGCUGGGCUAUUCGCUCACCAUUCCCUCGGAGUCCGAGGACAUCCACAAGGACUACGUGUUCAAGCUGCACUUCAAGUCCCACGUGUACUACUUCCGGGCCGAAAGCGAAUACACGUUUGAAAGGUGGAUGGAGGUGAUCCGAAGUGCCACCAGCGCGGCCCCCCGCGCCCACACUCUGAGUCACAAAGAAUCCCACGUGUACUGACGGCAGGACGCCGUCAGCUGGCUCAGCCGUGGCUGCUUUCCGGGCAGCCGUUCUCUAUCAAUGAUGCCUAGUAAAAUGAACGCCUGUCUGGAAAACACCAACAUGGUUUUACAGCAUCUCUCACCUGUCUCUGCAGAACCAUUUCUAACCUUGUCUUUCCACUGUUCAUUUCCCAUCUGAACGGAAGUGCUCCCACCUCCGAUGCUGGCGGCAUUUUCUGUCAUUCCCUCGACGGGCUGUUUUUAGCUUGUGCCAGUAUUAAAACAUUGUCAUUAAUAUAGUGCCAAAUGACAACUUUUCCUCCACGACUGCACCUUAAAGCAGUACAAACACAUCCGUUUGACAAAAGACAGGGCAAGUGCUCUUUUUUCUUUUUCUAGGCUGCUGCAUUUUAAGAAAACGGAUUCUCCAGUGUUUGCAAUACACAUGGCACAGUCUUAAGCAAAUGAGAUCAUUUUCAGAUUUCGUUUUUUUUCAAUCUUUCUACUUUUAUAAUAAUAGGAAGUUACUCCUUUGAUUAGUAAGCGAUUUGCCGCACACUACGUGCCACCCUGGGGUCUCGUGCUCCAGUGAGACGCUGGCUCCCAGACCCACUUCCUGGUGCAAGCUGACCAAAUUGUUCAAGUGAUGACUAUUUACAAACCGCAGCAGGUUGUUUUCUGCUAAGAGAAGCAUAAGUCCAGUGCGAUGUCUAGACUAUCACUGUACUGUGUGUGAGUGGUAUAUACAAUGGGAAGAUAUUAAGCUGUGGGUGUUUUGCUGUCUGUUUCACAAGCAUGAAAACCUGUAUAUCAGUAAUCAGGGCCAUUUGUGAUGUUACGUUACGGGAUUUGUGAGCUUCUGUGGGUGUAAAAGCACCAUGAAGGAUGGUGCGUAGUCCCCCGGCACCCAUCGUCAUACCUAUCUAUAUCCUACUCAACUGUGGUUCGGAACUGCGCAUUCAAUAGUAGUAUAUAUUGUGCCUGUCUUCAAAAAACAUUCUUUUUCCUUUUUUAUACUCAUUCCCCCAGGUACGGGGUAGGACAGUAUGACAUUGCACAACCUUGACAGUCGGACAACACAGGGAACAUGGUUUCCAGUAAUGCUGGGCCCACUAGUCAAAACCUGUUUGCCUAUUCUCUGUGAGAGCGGUGGCUGCUAUUCCCGUGUUCUUAAGCCCUUUCUGACGCAGUCCAGAGGGGCGGCCAAUCGACGCAGUCCUCCCCGUCCUGCACCACCGCUGGGAAAGCCCUCCCCCAAGACACGCAGGACCACCCAACUCCGUGGAGCUGUGACUGACCGCGCGGAAUCGGCGAUGUACAAAUGGACGAGUAGCUCGAGACGUGUUAAUCAUUUGCCUUACGAUGUGUACCAGAUGGUUUUAAGUACUAACAAAAGGGAAUAAAAAUACCUCACGCCACAAUCCAGCAUAUUGAAGUUUUAAGGCAAAACAA
Molecule: messenger RNA, 4600 nt
Organism: Myotis lucifugus (little brown bat)
Lineage: Eukaryota; Metazoa; Chordata; Mammalia; Chiroptera; Vespertilionidae
Gene: FARP1
Product: FERM, ARH/RhoGEF and pleckstrin domain protein 1
Exons: 25
Coding region: 24-3167 (1047 amino acids)
Cellular component (GO): cytoskeleton
Molecular function (GO): guanyl-nucleotide exchange factor activity; cytoskeletal protein binding
Source: RefSeq, a predicted model, not a curated record